AUCCGACCCCCGUACUCGAUGGACAAGAUGAUGGAGAAGGCGAUACACCAGGAGGUGAUAAACUUCUGGAAGUUCGCUUCUGGUGAGACUCAUAAAUAUUACGAUUUCGGGUCUGUCCGUGACCCGGACAACUGGGUCAUUCGUUGGUCCCUCUGGCAUGUCUUCCGUUACGGUAGUAGCAACAAGAGACGU
Molecule: messenger RNA, 192 nt
Organism: Mytilinidion resinicola
Lineage: Eukaryota; Fungi; Ascomycota; Dothideomycetes; Mytilinidiales; Mytilinidiaceae
Exons: 1
Source: RefSeq, a predicted model, not a curated record